UGUUGACGUUUUCAAACAUAACCUCUUUUCAGGUUUACAAAUUAUUAUAAAUCUUAUAAUUUUAUAGAAUUAGAAAUAAAUGAUCCCUAAUAAAUUGGCCUAAAUUAGUGUAAAUUCUGCGGUUUUAUGAAACUCAAUAAUUCAUAGUGUGUUAAAAUUGAUUGCCUAUAUCUAGAGAUGGUUUAAAACUGGAUGUCCUUUACCUUUGGAUCGUUAAAGAAAAAGUGGGGGCACCUCGUCGGUGAUACAACUUUUGGGGGUCAUUCGAUAGCUAACUGCUUUUGAAAAAUGGCUAAUGCAAAACCAUCAAAUAAACCAAAAAAAGAAAUUUCUGGCAUAGCUAAAACGUAUUUAAUUGGAUAUAAUUUCAUAGAAACUAUAGGGUGGUCCUACAUUUUAUACCUCCUCGUUAAUUAUCAUUUAUCGUCUUCAAAAACCCAGUCUCUCUAUGACAUGGUAAAAUGGUCCCUAAUUAUUUUUCAAAACGCGGCCGUUUUAGAAGUGGUGCACACCCUAAUUCGCAUAGUACCAUCAAACCCCCUUAUUACUGCCAUGCAAGUUGCUUCAAGAGUGAUUGUAGUUUGUGGAGUAAUUUUAGCAACGAAAGCAGGUCGAGAGACAAUUGGUCUACAUUUAGCCCUUGCUGCAUGGUCCAUAACAGAAAUAAUCCGAUAUGGAAAUUACACUUUAAAUUUAACUGGGGGUGUACCACAUAUUGUGACGUGGCUGAGAUAUACAACAUUUAUUAUUCUCUAUCCAAUUGGAGUAACUGGCGAGCUUUUGUGCAUCUAUGCUGCACAGAAAGAAGUAGGAGAGAAGAAGAUUUUUACAAUUGAAAUGCCAAACGCACUGAAUUUCACGUUCGACUAUCAGAAAGUUCUUUGGGGUUUAAUGUUCCUUUACAUCCCAUUGUUUCCGAAAUUAUACAUGCAUAUGUGGACAUUGAGGAGAAAAGUUUUGGGUGGUGGUCAGCAAAAGAAAGAUAAAUGAGAUGAUCUUUUGAUUAUUUAUCAACUUUUUAUAAGACUUUUUAUUUAAAAAAUAUUUGGUGAAAGGUUGUGUUAUUUCACUUACAAAAGAAUUAAACUUUGUUAUCUAAA
Tribolium madens (black flour beetle) is the source of this 1100-nucleotide messenger RNA. It is a transcript of the gene Hacd1, whose product is annotated as very-long-chain (3R)-3-hydroxyacyl-CoA dehydratase hpo-8. Gene Ontology annotation, molecular function: 3-hydroxyacyl-CoA dehydratase activity. Gene Ontology annotation, biological process: very long-chain fatty acid biosynthetic process; fatty acid elongation; sphingolipid biosynthetic process. NCBI's taxonomy places the organism in Eukaryota, Metazoa, Arthropoda, Insecta, Coleoptera, Tenebrionidae. The record is from RefSeq and is a predicted model, not a curated record. The coding region runs from base 289 to 990 and encodes 233 amino acids. Gene Ontology annotation, cellular component: endoplasmic reticulum membrane. The transcript is spliced from 5 exons.